Molecule: messenger RNA, 2151 nt
Organism: Rhagoletis zephyria (snowberry fruit fly)
Lineage: Eukaryota; Metazoa; Arthropoda; Insecta; Diptera; Tephritidae
Source: RefSeq, a predicted model, not a curated record
AUGGAAACAAUAGUUGAUCUCAAUGAGUGUCUUCGUGACUCUCCACAAUUUCGGAUGACUUUGGAAAAACACGAAACUGAUAUGGACUUGUUUGAAAAGACCAUUUCUGAGGUUCUCAGGCAGUGUACGUCGAUGAUCGAGAUGGGCAAGCAGUUUAUACGAACCAAAAACAACUUUAUCGCCUCGCUGGUCAAUCUGAGCCAAUGUUUCAGCAGCGAUGAUGCCAUGGUCAAGUACAUAAAUCGCUUCAUAUCUACAUUCUACGAAAUAUCCAAGUACGACACUAUCUUUAAUGAACAACUCAACCGAACCAUCAACGAAAAUCUGUGCAACUUUCUCCACGACGACAUUGGCACAAUCAAAGAGUUGAAGCGGCGGUUUGAAAAACGCAGCGAUGAUCUGGAUCUUGUUUUUAAUCGCUACUCACAGGUGCCCAAAGGAAAAGUGACAGAGAAUCACAUUUUACAAGCCGACUCUGAGGAGGUUUGUAAGCAGUGGCUGACGGCACUGCAGGCCGGAAUCGACGCUGCCUACAACAGCAAUCGAGAGGGCAAUGUGCACUCAUUUGAGCACCCCUACAACCCUCGCAGCAGUAUGGUGGACGCCUCUUCAGUUGACUCGCUCUCCACCAGCGCCUCAUCCUCCACCAAUCACAGUGGCAGCAAUCAGAAUGCGAGCGGGGGAGUAGGCGGCGGCGGUACGAGCAUCUUCACCAAUUCGCAGCUGUCAGGUGCCAGCAGCAAUCACCUCAUAUCAAAGACUGAUUGCGCAAAGAUACUGAGCGUGCCUGGAAACGACAAGUGCGCCGACUGUGGAUCUGCCGAGCCGAUUUGGGCGAGCAUCAACCUGGGCAUUACGCUGUGCAUUGAGUGCUCAGGGGUGCACCGGUCGCUGGGUGUUCACGUGAGCAAGGUUCGCUCGCUCAACCUAGACCAUCUCGACUGUGAACAGGUGAAUGUAAUGCUAGAGCUGGGAAACAAGGUCAUCAAUGAGAUCUACGAAGCCAAGUGGCCUCUAGUGAGUCACAACAGCUCGGCGGUGACCACGGCGGCUGCAGCAACAAUACCGGCGAACACUGACGCACCUGAUGUCAAGUCCUUUGAGGUCAUCGGCUCUCCGGAUGAUAGUGCGAGAUUCAACUCUGAGUUUUAUGUUGUCAGUCCGGAGAACCAGACAGUGAACAGCGAAGGCACCUCGCUACUGUCGGAACAUUCGAGCACCAGCUUAAUAGCUAGCAACAGCAGUCCGCCAGCAGCAGCAGUAGCAACUCAAAAAAUGCAAUNUCAGACAGUGAACAGCGAGGGCACCUCGCUGCUGUCGGAACAUUCGAGCACCAGCUUAAUAGCCAGCAACAGCAGUCCGCCAGCAGCAGCAGUAGCAGCUCAAAAAAUGCAAUCUCCACUAGUAAAAAUUGAGCCCAACAGCUCUCGGGCUGAUCGUGUAAGGUGGAUUCGUGCCAAGUACGUGGACAAGCUGUUUGUCGACAAGUCUGUCGAUUUGAAGAUUUCACUUGAUACUGAAAAGUCAAGGGAAGGUUUAGCAGCACCCGAGUCACCAAAGAGCCCUGAAUCGCCUGACAGCAGCAGCAGAACGCCAACUGGCCCAGUGUCACUCAUCAACUCGGCCGCCUUCAGGAUGAUUCACUCCAAAGUGGUGACACUGCUCUCCACGCCGGAGUACUUGGAGAUGAUUCAGCAGUCGGAGAGCGGCAACCUGAUCGACAUUUACUACAAUCUGCUGCUCUACGAGGCUGCCUCCACUUGUGAGCUGAAGGUAAUGGCACUGGCACUGGCGGCUGAUGCCUCCGUCAACUGGCAGAAUCAGCUGGAGAAGGGACGAAGUGCCCUGUACCAAGCGAUUCGCAGUGAGACAAUGACCGCCUGCGAGUUUCUCCUUCUGAACGGAGCGAAAUGUAAUACUACGGACGCCGAAGGCAGCACGGCACUGCAUCAUGCCACACGAAUUGCCAACACUGGACUGCGCUUGAAGAAGCUAAAAGAUGAAAUGAGAAAUGACGAGCUUGGUAGCCAAAGCGAGGACACCUUCAACGAAGUGCUGCGCGACUUUUCUCGGGUACAGAUCAUGAGCGAGUCUACGCUGAAAGCCAACAACAGCAGUAGCAGCAGCAGCUCGACCACUCCACACCGCUAA